Molecule: messenger RNA, 1875 nt
Organism: Gasterosteus aculeatus aculeatus (three-spined stickleback)
Lineage: Eukaryota; Metazoa; Chordata; Actinopteri; Perciformes; Gasterosteidae
Source: RefSeq, a predicted model, not a curated record
CCGCGCGCAUCUUCAAGUGUGUCGCCCUCGCGCUCAACAGGUCGACAGACGAAGCCCGCGAGCUCGUUGCGGAAGCGCCUCGCUGUUUCGCGCUGUAGCGCUAGAUGCCGGUAAAAUAGUUUAGUAACAUGUCAAGUCACGUAAACUAUGAACGAUUUGAGGAACAGCUGACGGAUGACGAGUAUGAGGCCGAGGCCUUGGAGUCAUUCACUUAUUCAUCGACUGUAAAAGUUGAAUAUUACAGGUUGUUUGAGUAUUCUGUGACGUGGAACCAACCCAUGUCUCCCAAACGCUCCUCCAGACAACCAAAGUCUUCCAAGAAGAGUCCCCAGAGAAGUCCCAGUCCAAAUGAAGAAGUCUUUCAGCGCAGGUGGAGGGUGAAGAGACCGAGGACCCGACUGAGGGAGACGGAUGCUGAUGAGAGGAAGGACCUCGACAUCAUAGACAUCAUCAACAGGUCGACUGAGGCGAGGCGUGUCGCAGAGGAGGAAGACGUACCGGUUGUUGAGGCGACGAAUGACGAGGACUGUGACUCCGUCAGCAGCAGCGUCGCCUCCGGUCCGUCUCUCCUACACAGCAGGGUCUCGCACAAGAAAGUGAGGCCUUCACAGGGCUUGUGUUCAGCUUGUAAGACUCUCUAUCAGAAGACAGCCAAGAAGAAGGCCCCACUUAAAAAGCAGCUCUUGGACAACAAUCCCGAGUCCCUAACAUGUGACCAGUGGGUCCUGGUCAAGAGCUGGAGACCGAGGAGGCUGCUCAAUGUGAGAGGGAAGCUUUUGAUGUGUGUGCAGCGGCUUCAGGAAAGAGUCGCUGUCCAGAACGGGUCAAAAGGACCGGCGCAGUAUGUGGCAGAGGCAUCAGCCUGCUCCAAGCCACACACUUUCCUUCAGAGGAACCUUCAUCUGCGUAAUAGAACGGCGGUGAAAAGGGGGAGGAAGAACAGGGGGAAGAGGACCAGAGAUGGUUCUCAGGGUCGUCGGGCCGCUAAGCAGCAGCGUCUCCAUAGCAACAAUCAGGGCCAACACAUCAGUAUCAGCCCGACUUGUGGCGGCGGUGGCGCUCUGGAUUUUGACGACCGCAGCAAUCAAGCAUCAGACUCAUAUCUGACUCCCACGUUGAUUCCCUCCACGGUCACCGUGGAAACCACCAACACAAGAGAGGUCCCACCCGAGCAGAAAGCCCCACAGAACUGGGGGUUCAGAGUCUUGCUUGCCCAGUUGCGUGGCAACAGCAGCAUGAUCGUCAGAGAAUAACGCCAGCGAGGUGACUCCCACAUCUCCCACCAGCUGCUUACGUUGUUGCUGCUUAAGUUUUCCAGCUCUAGAGUAGCUUUUUUUUCUCUAGCCAGGCUAUAAUAAAUAUCUUAUUAGUAGUCUCUUAAGUUUACCUGAAGGCAUAUAAAUAAGUUUAUUGGCAAGUUCAUGCAUGUUAUUUAUUUAGUUCAAUAGCAUCUAUUUAAUGUUUCAUUCAACAUGACGAUUGUUCCCGUAUCGCCAGACAUAUCCAUCCCCUAAAAAACAAUAUGAAUACUUUCAGUAAGAUUAUCUAGAAGACUGCGGCUGUGCCCAGAUUACAUAAAACGUACUAACGCAAUUAAAAGUGACAUUAUGUCAACCAGGUUUCUGUACGUUUUUUUGCGUUAUUUACUCAACAAUGCAGUUUGAUUUCCGACAGGAUACAAGUGCAUAAUUUCCUCUUGGUACAUUAGUAUGGAAUAUCUUUUUUUAAAUGUUUGUAUGUUGCCUGCAAACAAUUUAUAUAUUUAUCAAAUACUUUGGAUUUGAGACACAGUGUAUUCCUGCGCUCCAUAUUAAUUAAACCACUGUUCUCCUUGAAUCUUAAAUAAAUAAAAAAUCCAGGUAUCAGUUUGUUGAA